AUGCAUUGCUUGCAAUUUCGAGGCUUUUUAAAAGACGAUGCUCGGUUCCUUAAAUUCACAUUGGCCAUGAAUGAUAACAUGUUGAUGGGCGAUAUCAAAUCUGAUCCAAAUGCCAAAAUCAGCUGGACCAUGCCAAAAACUAAAGAAUACUACAUUUUCAAGGGCAAAUUCUACAUUGCUUCAUCGCCUAUUCAAGUGACACGAUUCCCUCCUCCAAAGAUUAUCGAUGAUGAUACAAGCGCACCCGAUUACUGGGAAGAUCAGCGUAUACAGCAGUGGAAUGAAUUAGACACUCAAUCUCGCGCUACGUUUACAUGGCCUUCCAGGGCAGAGACACCCAGAGCUGCUGAUAUUGCUUUUUCUUGUCAGACUCUCAGCACGCAGGACAAAUCAUUAGUGCAUGAUAUAGCCAUGGAUAACUUUUGUUUGCUGGUGUACAAGGUGACGGAUGUAGAGCAUCUCGACUAUUCAGUCUUUCCUCCUAAAAGAUUGGUUUAUAAGCUAUUAAUCAAAACAAAUGUAUGGGAUAUUCAAGUAGCAAACCCGUAG
Messenger RNA from Mucor velutinosus, 549 nucleotides. RefSeq lists its product as uncharacterized. The coding region runs from base 1 to 549 and encodes 182 amino acids. The record is from RefSeq and is a predicted model, not a curated record. NCBI's taxonomy places the organism in Eukaryota, Fungi, Mucoromycota, Mucoromycetes, Mucorales, Mucoraceae. The transcript is spliced from 3 exons.